Mercurialis annua (annual mercury) is the source of this 3922-nucleotide messenger RNA. RefSeq names its product serine/threonine-protein kinase CTR1. Gene Ontology annotation, molecular function: protein kinase activity; ATP binding. The record is from RefSeq and is a predicted model, not a curated record. Gene Ontology annotation, biological process: protein phosphorylation. NCBI's taxonomy places the organism in Eukaryota, Viridiplantae, Streptophyta, Magnoliopsida, Malpighiales, Euphorbiaceae. The transcript is spliced from 15 exons. The coding region runs from base 547 to 3513 and encodes 988 amino acids.
UAUUUCCUACUGACUUCUAACUAUUUUUUCAAUCUAAUAUUUCCCACCGAUUCUCAUCUCUCUCUCUAAAACUUUUGCUUAUUUUACACUCUGCAACAAAACUACGCCUCCACCGCCCUUAAUUUUAUGUCGUUUUUUAAGCUGUAAACACCGCCAUAAGCACAUCUUUCUAUAAAGAAGGUCGACCUGUGUGCUUUUUCGAUCGGAUCCUCUUCUCCUUCGAGCUCAGUUUCAGCCAAAACAAUCGACGGAUCCCUUACUUGUAUUUCAAAUUUCAUUUACGUAAAUCAUUUUUUUAGGUUUCCGUUUCUCUCAAAAUCAAUCUCUUAACAACGCUGAGACAUGCUGUAUUGGCCACGGAAGUAAAAAAAAAAUGUUCUGUUAAUUUGUUUUUAUCUUUUACUUAUUUAAGUUUGCUCGUCGUAUCAAUAACGAUGGCCUGAGAUUGGAGUGAAAUUGAGAAAUUCGACGGAGUUAAAGCAGUAGGUGGUGGCGAAGGUGGUUAAUUACUCUCGUGUGUAUCCGUGAAAGUGAAGAGGAAAAAAUAUGCCUCACAGAACGACUUACUUUUUUCCGAGGCAAUUUCCGGAUCGGUCUGGAUUCGAUGCAUCGUCUACUAAGCAGUUGUUGGAUCACGAGAAGACGAAGCUUCUGCAAGAAACUUUUGGGAGUAGUACUCCAACUAAUACUACUAAUAUUAAUACAGCUGCAAAUGUCACAUCAUCGCAUGCGCAAACUCCAACUACUCCAACCACAACCUCAACGAGAACGACAGUUACGACUGCAGUAUCGGAUCUUUUCACGAGCAGCGACGAUGAAAAGUACCAUCAAAAUGAAAAGAAGCAGUUCGGUAAGGAUCAUGAGAACAAGUUGCAAAAGAAGAAGAAACAGCUCGAUGCUUUCUAUGAUUGGUUAGCUGAGAAAAAAGCUGAGAAGAAAUCGUCCACUAAGCUACGUAGAUUAAUAUCUGAGUAUGACGACGAUGAAGAUGAUCGCCAGCUUUUACUUAAGCCGGAGCCGCCCAAACCAUCUCCUGAGCCGGAACCUGCUGAGCCUCAGAGUGUUCAUGAGAUAGUUCCUGUUCAUCAGCUGGCUAUUAAGGAGCGUGAUGUUGACCGGAACUUUGACCGUCAGGUUUCUUUGCCGAGGUUAUCCAGUGGGAGCAGUUAUGCUGGAAGCUUGUUUUCCGGUACCACAUUGGACGGAAACUUUUUUAGUGACAUUAAGGAGAGUGUUCACCAAGAAGGGGUUCAGGAGGAGGAGGAAGUGGUAGCUCCAGCCGUGGUGGUGGCCGCCUCCGCGAAGGAGGAGGAGGAGAAGAAAAAAGAAGAGGGAAUGAAAAUUAUCAGCGAGUCCCGAAGAACAGCUGAAACUUAUCAUUUACAGCUGGCUUUAGCUAAACGGCUUAGUUUGCAAUCUGAUCUUGCUAGUGAGAUUGUUCUUUUGCAAGAUGGCUGUCCUGAAUCCUCUGAUGCUGAAACGGUGUCGUAUCGUCUUUGGGUUAGUGGAUGCUUGUCUUAUAGUGACAGGAUAUCAGAUGGAUUUUAUAACAUUCUUGGAAUGAAUCCGUAUCUGUGGGUGAUGUGCAAUGAUGAAGAAGAAGGCAGACAGUUGCCUCCUUUGAUGUCACUUAAAGAAAUUGAACCUAGCGAGACAUCCAUGGAGGUUGUUCUAAUCGAUGGGCGUGGCGAUUCUCGCAUUAAGGAGCUCGAGGAUAAAGCUCAUGAACUAUACUGUGCAUCAGAAAACACUAUGGUAUUAGUGGAGAAAUUAGGAAAGCUUGUAGCAAUUUGCAUGGGGGGGACUUUCCCAGUGGAGCAAGGUGAUCUUCAUAAACGCUGGAAAAUCGUUAGCAAGAGGUUAAAGGAUUUUCACAGGUGUAUUGUUCUUCCCAUAGGCGGCCUAUCCACAGGACUCUGCAGGCAUCGUGCAAUUUUAUUCAAGAAAUUGGCAGACUACAUAGGUUUGCCAUGCCGGAUAGCUCGGGGUUGCAAGUAUUGUGUAGCAGAUCACAGGUCAUCUUGUCUUGUUAGAAUUGAGGAUGACAGACAACUAUCAAGAGAAUAUGUGGUUGAUCUAGUUGGACAGCCAGGAAAUGUCCACGGACCAGAUUCUACUAUCAAUGGAGGGUUCAUAACUUCGAUUCCGUCGCCACUACAGAUAUCCCAUCUCAAAGAGUUCCAGCUUUCAUACACGGAUGAUGCACCUUGUCAACUUUUACGUUCAAAGCAUUUGUGUGCUUUUCCUAAAAAAUCUUUAUGUCCGGGCAGGGAAGAAGAAAGCCAACAGCCACGGAGCAUUAUCCAGUUGUCAACUUCUGUUCCAGCAGAUCAAGCUACUCUUAGAAAUGGUUCAUCUUUGAUACCUUUGGAUUUGACAAGGAAUGCUGAAGCUCUUGAUGUAGAAAGGCCAUCUGUACGUGAGUGUUCUUGCCUUGUAACAGAUGAUGUAAUACAACCAACUCCCCAAAAAGAGAUUGUAGGGUCCGGAAAGCCUAUUGACAUUGUUUGUGAGCAAACUAAAAUCAACUCCUCCAGUCAGUCAGAGGUGAAAGAGUCAGAGAGGAGGCUUGGCAGUCGAGGCAGAUUAGCUACUGUGACCAUUCCAAGGUAUUUGAAUCUUGAACCUUCACUUGCAAUGGACUGGCUUGAGAUCUCAUGGGAUGAAUUGCAUAUGAAGGAGCGUGUUGGUGCUGGUUCAUUUGGAACAGUGCAUCGUGCUGAAUGGCAUGGAUCGGAUGUUGCUGUCAAGGUAUUAACUGUUCAAGAUUUUCAUGAUGAUCAGUUAAGGGAGUUCUUGAGAGAGGUUGCAAUUAUGAAACGAGUCCGUCAUCCAAAUGUGGUUCUCUUUAUGGGUGCAGUUACUAAGCGUCCCCACCUGUCAAUAGUGACAGAAUACCUGCCUAGGGGUAGUUUAUACCGCCUCAUACACAGGCCGUCUGCUGGGGAACUUCUGGAUCAGAGGCGUCGUUUACGCAUGGCUUUGGAUGUGGCAAAGGGAAUCAAUUAUCUACACUGUCUGAGCCCUCCUAUAGUUCAUUGGGACCUUAAAUCUCCAAAUUUGUUGGUCGAUAAAAAUUGGACAGUGAAGGUUUGUGAUUUUGGAUUGUCGAGAUUCAAAGCAAACACAUUUCUGUCAUCAAAAUCAGUUGCUGGAACACCUGAGUGGAUGGCUCCAGAAUUUCUUCGUGGAGAGCCUUCAAACGAAAAAUCUGAUGUUUAUAGUUUUGGAGUCAUCCUGUGGGAGCUGGUAACUAUGCAACAACCCUGGAAUGGGCUUAGUCCUGCACAGGUGGUUGGAGCUGUAGCUUUCCAAAAUAGAAGGCUUGCAAUACCACAGAGCACCUCUCCAAUGUUGGCUUCUCUCAUGGAAUCCUGCUGGUCUGACGAACCGGCGCAGCGUCCACCGUUCGGUAAGAUAGUCGAGACGUUGAAGAAGCUUCUGAAGUCGCCACUCCAGUUGAUACAGCUGGGUGGCACAGUAGCAAGUUCUUCCAAAAAGACUCUGGAUUAGGAGCUAAUUUUUGGAGAUAUAAUUAACACUGGUAAACACGAGGCUCAACUCAAUAGCAAUGUGUGCAACUAACAGAACCAUUUUUUUGGUUUCAGGCAACUGUAGAUUUGUUGCUCAUCUAACCCAUUUGGAACGCACUAAAAGUAACGGAAAGUGAAAACCUGCAGUUUAAAAUGCAGAGAAGUACCGUCUGUAUUUGUAUAGGGUUUUCUAUAACUAGCCUUUCUCUGAGCAGUUAAUUUCUGUUAAUUUCUCAUUGUGAUUCCGAAUAUAUUGUAGAAUUCGGAAUCUACGUUCCAGUUUGUAUUUUGUUUAAUUAAAAAUGCAAUUUGGACUGUAAUGAGGUAGAUCCUCUUAAAAUUAAUUGCAUGAUGCUGUAAUAAUGGAAUGAAUCGAACUGUUGGGGUAA